AUGGACUUUUUUCACCAACCUUGUUAUAAGUUAUCGAGAAAUUUCGCUCGGUUGAUAGGUCGAUGGCCUUACCAAUCCAGUCUUCAGUGUUUUAUGAUAGGAGUCGUUAUUAUUGCUGCGUAUAUUUUGCAAGUUGGACCUAAAAUCUUAGCCGAUAUUGUGCAUUCUGAUGAUCAAGAAUUGGUCCUCGAAACUUUGGCGCCCACAAUAACGAACAUAAUGGCGUUUGCCAAGUAUAUAAACACUUGGGUCAAUGCAAAAAUGCUUAAAAAACUUUUUGAAACGAUUAAAGACGACUGGGAGCUCGUGACAAAUAGUGAAGAAAAAGAAAUUUUGAAAAGUUAUGCAGAGUUUGGAAAACUUUUGGCCACUGGAUACGCAGGGUUUGUUUACAUAACAACAAUAACAUUUGUAACGGAACCGGUUUUGCCGAUAUUAAUAAACUCUGUUUUUAAAACAAACUUAUCGGCUCCGCACAAAUUCGCUGAUCCGAUGGAGUGGAUAAUAAUUGACAAAGAAAAAUACUAUUGGAUACUUUUGAGCAACUCCAGUGUGUGCAUUAUGGUGAUUUUGAGUUGUCUUAUUUCUUAUGAUGUUAUUUUUAUCACUUUUGUGCAUCACGCUUGUGGAUUAUUUGCACUUACAGGACACAGGAUUCAAAAUUUGACCAGCGACAAAAAUUUGAAAAUGUUACCUAGGAGAACCACUAUUUUGAACCGCUCUCACGAUUUUCAUUACAAACAUUUGAUAUCUUGUAUAAAAAUUCACAAACUGGCUUUGAACUAUGUAGAUUUAAUUGAAACAACUUUUUCGGGAUGCUUUGGAAUGGUGGUCGGCUUAAAUUUGCCGCUGAUGAGUAUCACUGGAGUUCAGAUUAUCGCACAAGGAGGCACUUUGCAACAAAAAAUUAAGUACGUAAUGUUCACUGGAGCUCAGAUGUUGCACCUAUUUUUUGAAUGCUUCCUGUCUCAACGACUGACGGAUAUGAGUUUCCAAAUCCAAGAACACAUAGCGAACGGAAAGUGGUACAACCUUUCGCCAAAAUCUCAAAAACUUUUGAUUUUAAUGACGAUGAGGUCUCAAGUUCCGUGCAUACUUACUGCAGGAAAAAUCAUGGGCUUGUCUAUCAAGAGUUUUGGGAUGAUGCUCAAAACCAGCGGCUCGUACUUCACAAUGUUGCUGUCUUUUCAAAAUUAA
This is a messenger RNA of Cotesia congregata, 1197 nucleotides long. NCBI's taxonomy places the organism in Eukaryota, Metazoa, Arthropoda, Insecta, Hymenoptera, Braconidae. The record is from the annotation of a GenBank genome assembly.